Messenger RNA from Lolium rigidum, 1587 nucleotides. RefSeq lists its product as uncharacterized. Bases 35 to 1366 code for a protein of 443 amino acids. The record is from RefSeq and is a predicted model, not a curated record. Lineage: Eukaryota; Viridiplantae; Streptophyta; Magnoliopsida; Poales; Poaceae. The transcript is spliced from 6 exons.
UCGGCCGCCGGCCCACACCCAAGCAAACAAAACAAUGGCAGCCACAUCCGUCGCCUCCGCCCCGCGGCCCCUCCGCGCGACGCCGCGCCAGCCGGUGACCGCCCCCUGCCACCACCACCACCAUGCCACGCCGCUCAAAGGCCUCCGAGGCAGGCCGCGCCUCGCCGUCUCUGCCUCGGCCGCCGAGGAAGCCAGCAGCGGCAGCGCCUCGUCGUCGUCCCGGUUCUACUUCAACAUCACCGGCUUCCCCUUCCCGCUCGGCCCCUUCCUCAACCGCCGCACCAUCCGCACCGAGGCCGUGAAGGGCAGCGUGUGGCUGUUCGAGCAGGAGCAGGCGCUGGGCUUCAGCAGCGUCUCCACCAACACCCGCAUGACCGUCAUCAAGCUCCGCUCCGGCGGCCUCUGGGUGCACGCCCCCAUCGCCCCCACCAAAGAAUGCGUACAGCUGAUCAAGGAGCUGGGCGCGCCGGUGGAGCACAUCGUGCUGCCGACCUUCGCGUACGAGCACAAGGUCUUCCUCGGCCCGUUCUCCAGGAAGUUCCCCAAGGCGCAGGUCUGGGUGGCGCCGCGGCAGUGGAGCUGGCCCGUCAACCUCCCGCUCGAGUUCUUCGGCGUGUUCCGGUCCAAGCCCCUGGAAGACGAGGACGACGGCACCCCCUGGGCCGCCGAGAUCGAGCAGAAGGUGCUCAGCUCGCCGGAAGUUGGCAUUGGGCCUUAUGUGGAGGUGGCGUUCUACCACAAGCCUUCCAGGACGUUGCUGGUGACGGAUGCUGUUAUCUUUGUUCCUCGGCAGCCGCCCGAGUGCAUCGGCAAAGAGUCGUUGUUGGCAGCUGCAAAGAACGGCCUGGCGGUGAAGAUAUUGAGCAAAGGGAGGGAGGUUCCUGAUGAUCCGAUUGUGGACAAUAAGCUGACCCGGGAGAAAGGAUGGGAGAGGAUGGUACUUCAGAUAUUGUUUCUUGGCCCCUCAAAUCUUCUAGAGCCAAAUGCGAGUUUCGCCCAAAUGUCACAGAAGUUGAUCGUUUCACCAAUUGUCAAGACAUUAGUUUUCAGCAAAGUUCCGGAGAAGGUGAGAGACUGGGUCGACAGGAUCGCCAGGGACUGGCCAUUUCGACGAAUCAUCCCCGCCCACUUCCAAGCACCGAUCAAUGCGAGCCGGUCCGACUUCUUGGCUGCCUUCGCCUUCCUUGACGAGUUCCUCCCAGAGCGACCCCCAGCAUCGCCUAGCCUGUCUCUCAUAUUCGCCUCGUUCAUGGGCAAGGCGGCCAGCUACUUCCCCCCGGACGACAUGAAGACCCUCUCCUCCCUCGACGACUUCCUGGUCUCUGUCGGUGCUGUCAAGAAGACCGUUUCCGGAAGAAAGCGAUGAUAUGCUGCAAAACUGCUCCAUUGUCCAUAGUUUUGUUAAGGAGAGUGUCACUACCAUUGCUGGUGUACAUGGUUUGCAUUGUUGAGAAAUAUAGCUAGUUACUUAGAUUACAUAUCGUGUAGCGAUGACUAGUGAUCGGAUGCCUGAUCCUCUCUGGAAGCAUUUGUGCAGAGGAAAGUAAACAUCAUUCUGAACAUACCAAAUAUAUGUGCUUGUAUGCA